Messenger RNA from Fusarium vanettenii 77-13-4, 789 nucleotides. RefSeq lists its product as uncharacterized. The transcript has a single exon. The record is from RefSeq and is a predicted model, not a curated record. Gene Ontology annotation, biological process: positive regulation of transcription by RNA polymerase II; negative regulation of transcription by RNA polymerase II. Gene Ontology annotation, molecular function: DNA-binding transcription factor activity, RNA polymerase II-specific; zinc ion binding; RNA polymerase II cis-regulatory region sequence-specific DNA binding. Lineage: Eukaryota; Fungi; Ascomycota; Sordariomycetes; Hypocreales; Nectriaceae. The coding region runs from base 1 to 789 and encodes 262 amino acids.
AUGGGCGUUGUUGAUGCUUCGAACCUCAACGCCGGCAUCGCGGGACUUGCCAGUCCAUCCGAAUGGCUAUCCCAGUCGAACACAAUCUCCCUGCCACCAGAAACGACGGACAGCCCUUCUAAUUCCUCUCCAACGGCGCCCGGGCGAUCCUCUUCUUCGCCUCGCCCCCCGGUUUGCUCUACGGCCAACACGCAAGGGGUUGCUGGGGAGCCAGUUGGUGAGGCUUCCACGGCUUGUACCAAUUGCCUCACGAAAGCGUCGCCACUGUGGCGUCGGAAUCCCCAGGGACAGCCUCUCUGCAACGCAUGCGGUCUCUUUCUGACGCUCCACGGUGAUGUUGAGCCGCGUGGGUCGAGACCAGGGGGCAACAGGAAGUGCACGCGGUGCUCCAUGCCUGGCUACAAACGAGACGUCAGACGCAGCGCGAACCGCCGCUCCGGUGUCGACCGGCCCGCUGGUGCAACAAACACCGGAUCCAAGAAAGACACAGACAACCCUUCGUUCUAUCUCAGUGGUGCCCCAUCGCACAACUAUUCAGCACAACCAAUAUCCAGAUCCAACAGCCCCAGCCAGCUCAACAUUCGCCCACCAGCAGACCGCGUGGACGGCGCAACGGAAGACGAGAGUCCGGGAAGCGGCGGUACUGCUUCCGUUGAUAGCACCAAUCCCGAGCAUCCGAGCUGCUCUACGGAGCCAGCUGGGUCCGGAGGUUCCCGAAAUGGGCCUGAAGGGAUGCCAGGUUCCAUAACGAGACCUCAGGGGUUGGAGUGGCUUGCUAUUACACUGUAA